Carassius carassius (crucian carp) is the source of this 4444-nucleotide messenger RNA. Its product is annotated as potassium voltage-gated channel subfamily A member 10. Gene Ontology annotation, cellular component: voltage-gated potassium channel complex; membrane. The record is from RefSeq and is a predicted model, not a curated record. The coding region runs from base 179 to 1861 and encodes 560 amino acids. NCBI's taxonomy places the organism in Eukaryota, Metazoa, Chordata, Actinopteri, Cypriniformes, Cyprinidae. Gene Ontology annotation, biological process: protein homooligomerization; potassium ion transmembrane transport. Gene Ontology annotation, molecular function: delayed rectifier potassium channel activity; protein binding. The transcript has a single exon.
AGUGACAGUAUCUUGGGAUUCGGCUUUCUGCUUCAGAACUAGCCUGAAUCUUCUCUGAUCUCUUGGCACUUUGCGGUGCAGAGUGGGCUUGCUGGUUGGUCUGUGCUUUUGGUUGCCCAUCUGUCAUUUCAUCCUGGGUUAGCAGCCUGAGCUCUGCCCCAGGGAGGGGAGGGAGGCCAUGGAGGUUCCUCUAGUCAAUUUUGAGAACCUGGAUGACAUCGGAAUCAACCUGGGAGACCCAAGUGACUCGGGAUAUCCGAACUCUCCCACCUCAGAUACCCCGGAACCAAACCAGGGGACCCGUGGCAUAAACUCACCCACACACUCACCUCAGAGAGGAAGACAGCCGAGGCACUCGCUGGCCUCUCCACCAACACUGAGCAAGAAAGGAACAUCAAGCUGUAACAGCCUGAUCUCCAACUGGAAGGUUCUGAUGAACAGCGAGGGCAGUCCCAAUGAGGCUCUCCUAGGAAAAGUAGCCAAGGAUUGUUGUGAGGACUACUUUGCUGAAAAGGAGAAAUUUGAGGAGGGCGAACAAAAAGUGGUUAUCAAUGUCUCAGGGAUGAUGUACGAAACAACACUUAAAACUUUGAAUCAGUUCCCAGAUACCUUGCUGGGAGACCCCAUGAGGAGGAUUGACUACUUUGACCACAUGAGGAACGAGUAUUUCUUUGACCGCAACCGCCCCAGCUUCGAUGGAAUCUUGUAUUUCUAUCAGUCUGGAGGCAAAAUUCGGAGGCCAGCAAACGUGCCAUUGGAUGUAUUUGCAGAUGAGAUAGUGUUCUAUCGACUGGGGCAUGAGGUCAUGGAACAGUUCAGGGAGGAUGAAGGUUUCAUCAAAGACCCUGAGCCUCAACUCCCAACCAGUGAGAUUCACCGUCAAUUUUGGCUGCUCUUUGAGUACCCAGAGAGCUCCAGUGCUGCCAGGUCAGUGGCCUUAGUGUCUGUUUUUGUCAUUACUAUAUCUAUUUGUAUCUUCUGCCUGGAGACGCUUCCGGAAUUCCGCGAUGAGCGUGAAUUUACACCUGCAUUUGUCAACUUAACCCGUGACGCCAACGGCACACUUCUGUCCCCUACUCCUCAUCCUAAGGCCAUGCUCUCUGUCUUUACUGACCCUUUCUUUGUGGUGGAGACCAUCUGCAUCGUUUGGUUCUGUUUUGAGCUUGUAGUACGUUUCAUAGUGUGCCCCAGCAAGAGCGAGUUCUUUAGCAAUAUCAUGAAUGUCAUUGACAUUGUGUCCAUUAUGCCCUACUUCAUUACUGUCAUAACAGAACUAAUGGCCACCCAAGAGGAAGACCCCACCGCCAACCAGAACAUGUCUCUGGCCACACUACGUGUCAUCCGAUUAGUGCGUGUCUUCAGGAUUUUCAAGCUUUCUCGCCAUUCCAAGGGCCUCCAGAUUCUAGGCCAAACCCUGAAGGCCAGCAUGAGGGAGCUAGGCUUGCUUAUUUUCUUCCUCUUCAUAGGCGUCAUCCUCUUCUCCAGUGCCAUUUACUUUGCUGAGGUUGACGAACCUGAUACUCAGUUCGUGAGCAUCCCGGAAGGAUUCUGGUGGGCUGUGGUCACAAUGACGACAGUCGGCUACGGCGACAUGUGCCCUAUCACUUUGGGGGGAAAGAUGGUUGGGAUCCUCUGUGCCAUCGCUGGUGUGCUGACCAUUGCACUUCCUGUUCCUGUCAUCGUCUCCAACUUCAACUACUUCUACCAUCGUGAAACGGAGCAAGCGGAGAAACAGAUGAUUGACGCUGCUGCUGAGGCUGCUGCAAAUCAGAAAAGCAGUUCUGAAGAGAAGUAUGAAAGCAAUUACUCGCUGGACCAGAGCAAUGGGAACUGGCAGACAGGGAAAAAUGGCAUUCCAUAAGGAUUGGUAUAGUUCACAUGACUAGCAAUAAUGACUGUACAACAAUGCACUUAGAAACUCUUGUUUUUAUGGUUUGACAACUGCUUAAUUAAGAGUUCUACAUAUGUACCUAAUGCUAUGCAUAUACAAACAGUACCUUUACAAAACAUGCUGUUUCAAAGGGAGACCUCAAACAGGACGCUGUUUUAGCCAAAGGCUGCUAAAAACACCUUUGAUGGAUGACUAUAACCUCAGAAGCACUAUCUACUAAAAGGAAGCAAAAGAUAUUGUAAGGGACAUCCCUUUAAGGCUUUACAGUACUACAAACUGAAAUGCACUGAACAGAAAAAGGAAUAUGAAACUCGGGAAGACAAAAAAAGUACUCAUGUCAUCAUUUCGAGACAAACGGCUGCGUUUGACUGAGGUCAAAACAAGCAUUUAAUUAAUCGCGAUUAAGUGCCUGUGUUGCCGAGUCCCUCAAAUUAAUGCCGAGGAAUCAUGAAUCUGCACUCUGAGCAUCCACCCAGCACCACCUUUUGCUGAUGUUGUCGUUCCUUUAGAGUUUUGCACUGACAUCACCUUUUGUCCCUGCUGCUUGUAAAAGAAAAAGCUUAUGCCAAACUGUUAUCCAUCCUUCAAUGUCACUGAAUGUCUCCUCUAACAGCCCUGGUAGUUGUUAUACAUAAUCAGGCCCAUUUGGAAUUUAAAUACAGUAUCCUACGCAUGCAAGUAUGUUAUAUUUGGAUGACCCGCCAUUCUGUGGCAGCAUCUGCUUGCUGCUCGUCCCACAUUUUCUUCUGGUGUUUCUAUUCUUGUCAACAUACACACAGAAUGAGACGCUAGAACUCUAUCUUUAGGGUGAGAUUUGUUUUCGUAUUUCUAUGCUGAGUGAGUUCAAGUUUUGGUACACACCUUUGCUUGGCCAUUCCAUUCAGUUCGUUUUACGUCAUAUCUUCUCUUUUGUUUGACCGACUGUAUAUGAGCAUUGACAAUAGCUAGUAGGAUGCACUCACUUCUUUACAUACAGAUUAAUUGGCCUACUAUCAGCCUUACUCAUUAUGCACAUGGAUAUGUAUGGCUGGAAAACGCACAAGAAUUUAAGCAUGGAUUUAUAUGAGUUACCCACUUAAAACAAUACUUAUCUGUCAAACUGUGGACAUAUAUAUAUAAAAAAAAACUUUUAACUUUAAUUUAGGUUGGUUCUGUUGGUGGAGUAAUAAGUGUUAUUUUUCCAUCUCACUAGUUUAUGCUGACUUGACAAGCCAAUGAAAGCAGAGAGCAUGUUCACACAGAGAAUGUACUGUAAUAGUUAAACCAAUUAAUGAUUAGCCACUUCAAAAGAUGGAAAGGUUUGCAGCAAAUGUAUCAACUAAUCCAGCCUAACAAGUUACUUGUAAAUGUUUGCAACAUCAGGAAAUUUCUUGUGGAUUUAUCUUAUAAACAGAACAGGGAGAAUCAUUAUCUUACAAGCAUUUUAAUAACAUUCAUUAGUAUAUGAAAGAAAUUACACAAAGUUUUUUCAUGCAAUAUGCACACAUGUCUGUGUGUCUUUGUCCAGGAUUUUAAUAGAUGAUAUGUUUUAUUUCACUUAUAAGAUAUUAUUGUCUUUCAGAGGAGUAUGAUUUCUUUCUUUGAAAUAAGAGUAAGAUGUGUUAUGGUCAUCACAUGACAUCAUUUUUCAUUGAUUUCAUUAUGCUUACAGAAAUCUGUUUCCAUAACUUGAGGUUUCUUUAUUGUAAGGAAUUCCCUUUUAUGAGAGAAUAUUUCAUGCUUUAUUUGCAAUAAAAAUACUGCACAUUUGCAUGUUUUUGUAAAAAGCAAAGUUGAGAAAAAAAAUUGAGAGAGAAAAAAUAUGUUUCCAAAGCAAAUUUUGAUUGUAGCAUUUCAGCACUGACUAAAGCAAAGCAAUACAGCACUUUUACAGGGAAGCUAAAAUAAGUUUUCCAGUAAGCUUGAAAAUGAACUUAUGCCAGCAGGUAACAUUGCAUUUUUUUAGACACUUAAUGUAUAACUGUAAUAUAGAUCUUAAAAUGCUUUUUAUCAUGCUGUUGUAAAUUUUAAAAGAUGCAUGUAAACACUGAGAUUAAAGAAUUUGUUAAAAUGACCAUGCUUUGACUAGAGGUAGAAAAAAUAUAUUUAAAUCAUCCCUCUAUUGCGUCAAUGGAAAAAUCUGAAGUAUAUUCCCUUGUGCAUGCAUUUUAUGUCAUAGUAUGGUGUAAUAUCAAUAGUAAUAUUGAAAGUCAUUGUUCAAAAAAUCCUGAGAGUUCUAUAUUGAUUUCUUACAAUUAUCCCACUGACGAAGGUGAUAAUGCCAGUGUUAUGUGAUCAUUAUGGCAUUUAGCAUCUCAUGAAUGUAUGCUAUUGCUGUAUGAUAUAUUUUGAUUGUUUAAGCACUAUAUUUUAGUCAUGAUAUUCUGAGUGCCUUUUAUUAAAUAUAUAUUCAAUUUAUUGGCUCCAGCUUUGUGUGAUUUGACAAGGACACAUACAUUCUCAUUGUAUGAUUAUGGAGACUCAAUACAAAAUAAAAUAUGCUUACUGUAAAAAAAAAAGUUAAACAAAAAUCUCCAUAAAAUAAAACAUUAGACAGAAAAGUUGGUGCGUUGA